AUGAAUUAAAUUUUACAAUAAUUUUCGUAAUAUUCAAAUAAGGUAUUUCCUUAGGGAUUUUCAUUAGAUUUCGCUAGUAUUACCACAACUGGUAUUAUUUUUCAAUCGAAUUUUUAGGUUUUAAACUUAAGAUGGUCUAUGAGAGAACAGCAGAAUUUUUUUAGGUUUAGUUUUAUUGGUUUGCAUUUAAUGAUGAGAGAGUCUAAGUCAUAAAUAAUUUAAAUAUAACUAAUCCUCAAACUUAAUACACCCAUUCUUAUUAAAAGAAUUGCUAUAUAAAUGUUGCCUUCUCUAAUUUUGUUAGCUAUUAUGCUUUAGAAUUUCAAUAAAACUCUUUAAUUGUACAAAUGUAUUUUAUUUAGGGAUUACCUUUGGGAACAGAUACUGUUACUAUAAGUUUUUAAUUCUAAGGCCUUAAAAAUUUGGAUAUCAGAUAUUAUUGAGUAAUUCUAAUAUUUUUUUAAUUGGCCCCUCAAUAAUAAGCAAUUAACCUCUUGGCUCAAAUUAAGUCGUCGAUUUCCCCAUUGGUUGGACCAGAUAAAACUGUUUUAAAUCUUCUAGGGUUUAAACAUACUGGAACUCAAUAUGUUAGAUUAUUAACUGAAAAAACAUAUUCCUCUUAAGUUACUGUUGAAAUCUAUUCUUUUAAUCAAGUUUUAUAAUUUUAGGGUCUGACUCUAUCAUUACUUCAGUUUAAUAUUAUCAUUGUGUAAAUGAUAUUUAAUUUUAUCUGGCAAAAUUUAAUGGUCUGACGUAAUCUAAAAUUUUAAAUCCAAAAAUUUAAAUAGAUACUCUCACAUCAAAAUUAAAGAAAUAAACUACUCAUAAAAUCAAAUUUUAUUAACGGAUGUAACUAUAGCCCAAUCUAUUGAAUCUAUAACAAUUAUUUUCUAUUGGUAAUGUAUUGAUUAGGAAAUGUUAAAGAUAAAAUUAUCUUGUCCAGAAUAAUGGUGUUCUUAGAUAAUAAUCAUAUGUGAUAUCAAAAAAAUUCAUGCAGUCAGAUUAUCAGCAAAGUUUUUGGUUAUUGAAAAUUAAUAGCAAUACAUAACAAUAGCUAAGAAUUAAGUUUCAUUAUCUGCAACCUAAAUUGUAAAGUUAGAUAAUGAUUAUUAUCAAGAGUUAUUCAUAUUAGAAAAAGUAGCAUGAUUAAUUAUAAUUUAUAUUGUAAGUUUCAUCGUUAUUUUAAUUAUUAAUUUGA
This is a messenger RNA of Paramecium sonneborni, 1198 nucleotides long. The record is from the annotation of a GenBank genome assembly. NCBI's taxonomy places the organism in Eukaryota, Ciliophora, Oligohymenophorea, Peniculida, Parameciidae.